Molecule: messenger RNA, 2969 nt
Organism: Benincasa hispida (wax gourd)
Lineage: Eukaryota; Viridiplantae; Streptophyta; Magnoliopsida; Cucurbitales; Cucurbitaceae
Product: Spc97 / Spc98 family of spindle pole body (SBP) component
Biological process (GO): cytoplasmic microtubule organization; mitotic cell cycle; spindle assembly
Cellular component (GO): spindle pole; microtubule organizing center; gamma-tubulin complex
Molecular function (GO): gamma-tubulin binding; microtubule minus-end binding
Source: RefSeq, a predicted model, not a curated record
UGGGCUUUGAAAUUUUCCGUUCGAAAGGGAGGGUGAAGGAAGAGAAAAAGAGAAGAAAAAGGCUCUCUCCCUUCUCUUCUGUCUCUGUCACUUGUCUCCAUUUCGUUCUCUCGAUCUUCAAUUGCUCUCAGCCUUCAGCCAUACUCCCACCAGCAUUCUCCCUCGCUCUCCCACUCUUGAUUUCGCUCCGGUUUCUGGUUUAGUUGCAAAACACGCACACCCAAUUAGCUCAUUUCUUCUUUCCCUCUUUGUUUACUCUGAUCAUCUGAUGUUGGAGCUGCACCAUUCGGAAUUGGAAAACUGAACUUCUCUGGGUGGUGGGAGGGGUUUUUUCGAAAUGGGUCUUUGGAAUGUUCAUUGAAAAACGCUUCGUUAAACCAAUUUUAGGUGCUACCACCAUCAGAAUUCUAAGAGGGUGGGAAAUUUCUCACAUUUCAAUUCCUGUGAACUCUCAGAUUCUCUCCUCUGUUGGGGUCUAAGGAAAUUUGGAUACAACUGUAUUGCAGUUGAGAAACUAUGGAAAAUCCAGCUUCAACCUCGAUUUCAAGUCCUUCAACUCCCCGUUGGAACCUCGAGAGGCCCUUUCUCACUGGCCGUUUCCACCAGGAAGCAAAAACUACGUCUCGUUUUGCGGAAUUAAAGUUGGAUUCCUUCAGCAAUGGGGGGCUGGAAAAGGCCAUAGGCUGUUAUGAUGCUGCAAUUCAGGAACUUAUUGUAAUUGAUGAUCUCCUCUCUGCCCUGCUUGGAAUUGAGGGGCGCUAUAUUUCAAUUAAAAGAGUUCCUGGCAAAGAGAAUGAAGUUUCUUUCCAGGUUGAGGCAUCUAUGGAUUUGACUCUUCAGGAAUUAGCAAAAAGAAUAUUUCCUCUGUGUGAGAGCUUUCUGUUCAUUAAUCAGUUUGUUGAAUCAAGAUCUCAGUUCAAGAAAGGCUUAGUUAAUCAUGCCUUUGCUGCUGCGCUUAGAGCUCUCCUUCUAGAUUACCAAGCAAUGGUAGCCCAGCUUGAGCACCAGUUUCGACUUGGUAGACUUUCCAUCCAAGGAUUGUGGUUUUACUGUCAGCCUAUGAUGGGUUCCAUGCAAGCAUUAUUUGCGGUGACACGGAAGGUUUCGGCUAAUGAUAUUGCAGGUUCUGCAGUUCUUAACCUCUUGCAGAGCCAGGCCAAGGCUAUGGCUGGUGAUAAUGCAGUGAGGUCUUUGCUGGAGAAGAUGACACAGUGUGCAAGCAAUGCUUACCUUGGUAUAUUAGAAAGAUGGGUUUAUGAGGGAGUAAUUGAUGAUCCUUAUGGUGAAUUUUUCAUCGAGGAAAACAAAUCUCUGAGGAAGGAGAGCCUCAAUCAAGAUUAUGACACAAAGUAUUGGAGGCAACGCUAUAGUCUCAAGGAGGGAAUUCCUACAUUUCUCGCAAAUAUAGCAGGGAUGAUAUUGACGACAGGAAAAUAUUUAAAUGUCAUGAGAGAGUGUGGGCAUAAUGUUCAGCUACCUGCAUCAGAAAAUUCAAAGUUAAUGAGUUUUGGCUCGAAUCAUCAAUAUUUAGAGUGUAUAAAAGCUGCUUAUGAUUUUUCCAGCAGCGAACUAUUGAAACUUAUCAAAGAAAAGUAUGACCUGAUGGGGAAGCUGAGGUCAAUUAAGCAUUACCUUCUGCUUGAUCAGGGUGAUUUCUUGGUUCAUUUUAUGGACAUUGCUCGAGAUGAACUUUCAAAAAAGCUUGAUGAGAUUUCUGUAGAGAAGUUGCAGUCUCUUCUGGAUGUUGCCUUACGCACCACAGCGGCUGCAGCAGAUCCUUGCAAUGAGGACUUAACGUGUUGUGUGGAAAGAAUGUCAUUGCCUAAAAGUUUGCGUACACUCAAGGAUCUAGUUGACAGUAAGACUCUUCUCGACAUCAAUGAUCAGGAAGAACCCAUGGGCAUUACUGGCCUUGAGGCAUUUUCUUUAAGUUACAAGGUCAGAUGGCCAUUGUCUAUAGUUAUAUCAUGGAAAUCUCUAUCAAAGUACCAGCUGAUCUUUCGCUUUCUUUUCCACUGCAAGCAUGUGGAACGCCAACUUUGUUGGGCAUGGCAAGUGCAUCAGGGUGUUCGUUCCCUUAAUAUCCGUGGUACAUCCAUCUCAAGAUCAUCGUUACUCUGCCGUGCAAUGCUUAAAUUUAUUAAUAGCCUUCUACACUAUUUGACCUUUGAGGUUCUUGAACCCAAUUGGCAUGUAAUGCACAACCGGAUUCAGACAGCUAAGAGCAUUGAUGAGGUUAUCCAGCAUCAUGAUUUCUUCCUUGACAAGUGUCUCCGAGAAUGUUUGCUUCUGUUGCCGCAGUUGCUUAAGAAAGUGGAGAGGUUGAAAUUAUUAUGCCUGCAGUAUGCAGCAGCUACGCAGUGGUUGAUUUCAUCCUCCAUCGAUCUAUGCAAGUUAGAUGAAUCGUCAGAUAGCUUAAUUGGUUCCGAAAAAUCUAAGCAAUGGAAUGGAAGAACUCCCAAGGGAGCGAAACUAACCACUUCCAACUCAGCAGUCACCGAGUCUAUCCUUAAAUUUGAGAAGGAAUUCAACUCUGAGCUUCAGAGUUUGGGACCAAUUUUGAGUAAAAGCUCCCAGGCUGAGCCAUAUUUAACUCACCUUGCUCAGUGGAUUCUUGGCAUUGAAAUGACAAAUAGGUUCUGAAUUUCUUCCCUCAUGUAACUUUACAGAAUUGUUAGAGGUCUUAUGAACUUACAGGAUUUGUGAGAUAGGUUCUACAACUGUGCCCUUGAGUUCUAAGAAUUGCUAAAGGUCUAGAAGGCCAAAUGUUUUGAUUGUUACAGUUUGCUCCAUAUGUCUGUCUGUAUCAUCUUACCCUUUCUAGGAGUCGGGUUAUUUACACGGCGAUGUGGUUCAUUUUUACUUGUGAGCUGUUAGAAAAUUAACAAGUUACUGAAAGAAGGAACUUUCCUUUGUUUCCUGUAUGUGAUGGAGUUGAGGAUGAUCAAUAUUGGCUUCUCCUUUGUCUU